This is a messenger RNA of Oncorhynchus gorbuscha (pink salmon), 1409 nucleotides long. RefSeq names its product C-X-C chemokine receptor type 3-like. The record is from RefSeq and is a predicted model, not a curated record. Gene Ontology annotation, biological process: immune response; G protein-coupled receptor signaling pathway. The transcript has 4 exons. Gene Ontology annotation, molecular function: G protein-coupled receptor activity. Lineage: Eukaryota; Metazoa; Chordata; Actinopteri; Salmoniformes; Salmonidae. Gene Ontology annotation, cellular component: membrane. Bases 381 to 1409 code for a protein of 342 amino acids.
UACCUCUCUUCUGUAAAGUUCCAAAAAUACUGGCGCUGGUUCUCUGGGUGUGUGACAUGUGUACUGUACAUCUCUGCUUACCGUGAGAGUGGAGGACUGAAAUUACUAUACUUCCUAUCUUCUAAAAGUCCUGCAUCAUCCCCUUGACCUCCUUCACUUUUGUUUUGUGUGAACUGUUAGUUCAAUUUGUCCUCUCUCUUUCCUGCUCAGGGAAUGCAGCCAUUCAAACAAACUGUCUGUUCUCUACUUAUAGUGUAAGCAAACAGAGCAGUGUUUGUCUCCAGUCUCUGCAAUGCUACUGGGACUACUGAAUGAUCGGCUAUUUGUAUUUUAAAUUGAACCUUUAUUUAUAUAUAUAGAACACGGCUUAUGUGACAGACAUGGAUUUGGACCUGGGAGGGAUAUUUCUAGAGAAUAGCACCUAUAGCUACGAUGGGGACUAUGUUUAUAAAGAGGAAUGCUCCCCUGAAGAUGGCGUUGGAGUGCGUUUUGGCACGGUGUUCCUCCCAAUGCUCUACUCCCUGACGCUGGUCCUGGGGCUAGUGGGUAACGUGCUGGUCCUGGUGGUUCUGGUCCAGAGGAGGCGGAGCUGGAGCGUGAUGGACACCUUCAUCCUGCACCUGGGCUUGGCCGACACCCUGCUGCUGGUCACCCUGCCCCUCUGGGCUGUUCAGGCCACUGGGGAAUGGAGCUUCGGGACCCCCCUCUGCAAGAUCACUGGAGCCAUGUUCACAAUCAACUUCUACUGUAGCAUCUUCCUGCUGGCCUGCAUCAGUCUGGAAGCCCUGGAUGGUGCAAGCCUGUCCGUGCACUUCCUGGAGUCUGUGAGGGACACCAGUCAAGACAAACAGAAGUGUGUCCACAAUUACCCGUCUCUCUCCCAGUCUGGGUUUGACUGGCGUCUGGCCUCCCGCCUGCUCUACCAUACAGUGGGCUUCCUCCUCCCCUCUGCCGUGCUGCUCUUCUGCUACUCUUGCAUCCUGCUGCAGCGUGGCUCCCAGGGCCUCCAGAAGCAGAGGGCCGGCCGGGUCAUCCUGGCCCUGGUGCUGGUCUUCUUCCUCUGCUGGACGCCCUACAACAUCACCCUAAUGGUGGACACCUUUCAGGGGAGGCCUGGGGAGCCUGUUUCUGGGUCCUGUGAGAACGGGAGGACAGCUGUCGAGAACAGUCUGGUGGUUACGUUCGCUCUAGCCUGCCUGCACGCUUGCCUCAACCCAGUGCUCCAUCUCAGACUGUGUAGAAACUUCCGGCGACUGGAUAUGGUGAAGUGUGUUGAGGGGGUGCAGAACGAUCCGAAACUCUCACUAUGGGAUUCAGGUGUGUUUGAAGACUCACCUGACCAAGCAGAGGAGAAGGGUACGUUGAACCCAAUGACAACCAUGGGACAGGUACAGUCCACCCAGAGCUGA